This is a messenger RNA of Talaromyces stipitatus ATCC 10500, 3311 nucleotides long. Its product is annotated as vacuolar protein sorting protein DigA. Gene Ontology annotation, molecular function: protein-macromolecule adaptor activity. Gene Ontology annotation, biological process: intracellular protein transport; vesicle-mediated transport; organelle fusion. Lineage: Eukaryota; Fungi; Ascomycota; Eurotiomycetes; Eurotiales; Trichocomaceae. Bases 1 to 2883 code for a protein of 960 amino acids. The record is from RefSeq and is a predicted model, not a curated record. Gene Ontology annotation, cellular component: HOPS complex; endosome. The transcript has 3 exons.
AUGGUGCUAAAUCAAUCUAGCGGUUAUGUUCCCCCGAGCAAUGCGUCCGAAGCGCCUGAUCCCUCACUACCCAUCUUUGACGUGCGAGAUGUCCAGCUUCGAUUCUCAACGCCAGACUUUGUAGCUGCACAAGUGGCUAACAAUGUUCUGGUACUGGCGCUUGCUACGGGGCGCAUACUGCGCAUAGAUUUGGAUAGCCCGGAAGAUAUCGAUGAUAUCGAUCUUCCUAAGAAGUCCACGGAAACUGGAGUUAUUCGUCGGAUGUUCCUCGACCCUACCGCUUCGCAUUUGAUCGUCACCACAACGCUCGGCGAUAAUUACUACCUGCAUACCCAAUCACGUCAACCGAAGUUACUAUCGCGCUUAAAGGGCUCGAUUGAGAGUGUGGCCUGGAAUCCUUCAGGACCGACUGCAUCUACAAGAGAGAUUCUGGUGGGGAUCACAGAUGGAAACGUGUAUGAGGUAUACAUUGAACCGUCCACCGAGUUUUAUCGUCGCGAGGAGAAAUACGUCGCAAACGUUUAUCGUGUCCCCGACACAUCGAUUACGGGUAUAUUCACCGAUUUGAUACCGGGAAAACCGGAUCAGAGAUAUGUGAUUAUAUCGACACCUACGAAGUUGUUGCAUUUCCAGGGUCAUGCCGGUCGGCAUGGGAAGGAGGGUGUUUAUGCUGAGUUAUUUCAACGGAACACCCCCGCCGUGCAGGAGAAUGCGAGAGCAACUAGAUCGGCGCCGUCGUCGUUGGCGAUUUCGCCGCGUCAGACGGAUGAGCAUCAUGUUGACGGGCAGACAUCAGAGCUGCGGUUUGCCUGGCUUUCGUCCACCGGCGUGCUCCAGGGGUUGUUGAAUCAUAAUUCGUUGGAUGGAAGCAAAAUACUCGAAAAGGCUUCUAUGAUUCCCCGCGAUGUAUUCCCCGCAACAGAAUCCGCGCGUGGCGGAAAGAAGCUCAUCCAAGAUCCCAUAACGGCUAUAACCCUUUCACAAUGGCAUGUUCUCGCUCUGGUCGAAGGACAUGUAGUCGCCGUGAAUGUGCUCAGCGGCGAAGUAGUGCAUGACCAGGCCGUGCUCGAACCCGGACAGACGGCUCUCGGACUUGUCAGCGAUCGUGUGAAGAACACAUACUGGCUCUUUACUCCGAAAGAAAUCUACGAGAUUGUGGCAUACGACGAAGACCGUGAUGCAUGGCAUCAUUUCCUACAAGAACAGAGAUUUGACGAAGCGCUUCGAUAUGCACAGAGUGCGGCGCAACGAGAUGCUAUUGCUACGGCUUCUGGUGAUUAUCUUGCUAAUAAAGGGAAAUAUCUGGAAGCAUCUGCAGUAUGGGGAAAGAGUAGCAAGAGCUUUGAGGAGGUGUGCUUGACGUUUAUUAACGCGGGUGAACAUGAUGCCUUGCGCAAAUAUCUGCUCACGAAACUCGCGAGUUACAAGAAGUCGUAUGUUAUGCAGCGUACGAUGAUUGCGAGUUGGCUUAUAGAAGUCUUUAUGGCAAAGUUCAACUCACUUGAUGAUACGAUUGCGACUAAGGCGGAACUCGCCGAAGGAACUAGCACAGGAGAAUCAAAAGCGCAGCUUGAAAGCAUCCGGGCCGAAUUUGAGGAUUUUGUGACGAAGUUUCAAGCUGAUAUGGAUCAGAAGACAGUUUACGACAUUAUCAGCAGUCACGGACGUGAAUCGGAGCUCCUUUUUUUUGCAAAUGCAACCAACGACUACAAUUAUGUUCUAUCCUACUGGAUCCAACGAGAAAAGUGGGCGGAAGCAUUGAAUAUACUUCAGAGACAAACUGAUGCCGAGGUCUUCUACAAAUACAGCACUGUACUCAUGGUCCAUGCUGCCGUUGGACUCGUGGAUAUCAUGAUUCGUCAAACACAUCUGGAUCCUGAACGUUUGAUACCUGCUAUGCUUAGUUAUAACAACACAGUGAAACCGACUUUGAAUCAAAAUCAGGCGGUUCGAUAUCUGAAUUUCAUCAUUGCGAAUCAUCCCCAUCCUGCAGCGGCGGUGCAUAAUACCUUGAUAUCGAUACAUGCUUCCAGCUCUUCCGCCAACGAAGCAGCACUACUCAGUUAUCUCGAAUCACAACCCUCCGACUCACCUCCAUACGACGCCGAUUUUGCACUCAGGCUAUGCAUACAAUACGAACGUGUUCAAUCCUGCAUCUACAUCUACAGCUCCAUGGGUCAAUAUCAACAAGCAGUCGAACUCGCCCUGAAAUACAACGACAUCGAAUUCGCAGCCAUCGUCGCCGACAGACCCGAAGGCGACGAGAAGCUCCGCAAAAAGCUAUGGCUCCUCGUCGCGGAAAAAAAAAUCCGCCAACAAGGCACAGGAAUCAAAGACGCAAUCGAAUUCCUCCGCCGCUGUGAACUCCUUCGCAUCGAAGAUAUGAUUCCAUUCUUCCCGGAUUUCGUCGUAAUCGACGACUUCAAAGAUGAGAUCUGCAAAGCCCUCGAAGAGUAUUCAAUCCACAUCGAUGAACUACGUCAGGAAAUGGAUACAUCCGCUCAAACAGCAAGUCAGAUCCGAGCUGAGAUUACAGAUCUAGACUGUCGAUAUGCUAUCGUCGAACCCGGCGAGAAAUGCUGGAUUUGUUCCUUGCCGUUACUGAGUCGUCAGUUUUUUGUGUUCCCGUGUCAACAUGCUUUUCAUAGUGAUUGUUUGGGUAAGGAGGUUCUGGAAGGUGCGGGUGGGAAGAAGAGGUAUAUACGCGAUUUGCAGGCGCGGUUGAAUAAGGGCAAUUUGUCGGCGAGUAAAAGGGAGAAGAUUAUUGUGGAGUUGGAUUCGUUGAUUGCGGAGGCAUGUAUAUUAUGUGGUGAUCAUGGAAUCAGACAGAUAGACAAGCCUUUUAUCACGGAUGCUGAUAAUCUGGAUGAAUGGCAGCUAUGAUUGUGCUUGUCCAGGUGAUGUCUGUAUAUAUCCUACUAUGAGCCUUACUCUGGAUUUCUUAUGAAUUUAUUCAGCGAACUGCUAUGAUUUUUCUUACGAAGUUUGAGUCCUCUGUCAUUGAACAUUCUUCAUCUCUGCAGAUGUAGCCGGGCUACCUAGGGCUCUCGCCGUGGGGUAUCCAUCAUAUUCAGGCGACGCUCGACAACAUUCGCCGCUUAGGAUAGAUUAAUAUCUAUAGAGUACCCGUCCCUAAAUUGAACUCCCGGGAAUACUGACCCAGGCGACAGUAAAGCCCUAACCCCAACCCUAUAGCCAUAUGCCUGGACUAGGCUAAACACAGGGUGGUACGUAAGUAAGUAGGCAGUGCAAAACCCCAUAAACCCACAAGGUGGCAAUCCGGGCUCCCGGGUGGUAAGACAGUCUCAAGU